CUUUUAUUAUUAUUAUUAUUAUUAUUUUCCAUAAUUCUUAUUCCUUUCCUCGUGAGCCGCACGCUUACUCUCAGACUCCCAGAUGUCUGUAGACACACACAAAUAUAUAUAUAUUGAUAUGUGGAGGACAAAGAUGAGAAAAAAGCGAAGUUGAAGAGGAAGACGAACGAAGACGAAGGAGAGAGAAAAAAAGCCCUAAGGAAUUCGAAGCGACAAUGGAGGAAGCGAGAGCGAACGGCCCCAAUGGCGAGCUUCCGCGUCCGGUUGUGGAAGGUCCGACCAACCCCAUGGUGACGCCUCUGCUCACGGAUCUCUACCAGUUCACCAUGGCUUACGCUUAUUGGAAAGCCGGCAAGCAUAACGAACGUGCCGUAUUUGAUUUGUAUUUUCGGAAGAAUCCCUUUGGUGGUGAAUAUACAGUCUUUGCUGGUUUAGAGGAGUGCAUAAAAUUCAUCGCUAAUUUUAGGUUAACAGAAGAGGAGAUUUCCUUUGUCCGUCAAUCUUUACCUUCUUCAUGUGAGGAUGGCUUCUACAAUUAUCUUAGAGGUAUCGACUGUACUGAUGUUGAAGUGUAUGCUAUCUCAGAGGGAUCAGCUGUUUUUCCAAAGGUACCACUGGUGAGAGUGGAAGGACCAGUUGCUGUGGUUCAAUUGUUGGAAACUCCAUUUUUGAACCUAAUUAAUUAUGCAUCAUUAGUUGCUACAAAUGCUGCAAGACACCGGUUUGUUGCUGGGAAAUCAAAACUUUUACUUGAGUUUGGGCUUCGACGAGCACAGGGGCCUGAUGGUGGAAUAGGGGCAUCGAAGUACUGCUAUCUUGGAGGAUUUGAUGCAACAAGUAAUGUAGCAGCUGGGAAGUUAUUUGGGAUACCACUUCGUGGAACACAUUCUCAUGCUUUUGUUAGCUCAUUUAUGAGCCCUGAUGAGAUCGUUGGUAAAUCACUUCAUAGCAGUGAUGGUUCAACUACUUGUGAGGAUUUUGUUAGCCUGGUUCAGACUUGGUUAAGCAAAAUUCAGUGGUCAAAUUCGCUAAAUGGAACUUUUGGUGAGACCAAUCAAAGCGAGCUAGCAGCUUUUAUGUCAUAUGCAUUGGCAUUCCCUAAUAACUUUCUAGCUCUUGUAGACACUUAUGAUGUUAUGAGGAGUGGCAUUCCAAACUUUUGUGCCGUUGCUUUAGCACUCAAUGAUCUGGGCUACAAAGCAGUAGGCAUCAGAUUAGAUUCCGGUGAUCUAGCAUAUCUGUCUUGUGAGACUCGGAAAUUUUUCCGUGCCAUUGAGAAAGAAUUUGGAGUAUCUGAGUUUGGAAAAAUGGGUAUUACUGCUAGUAAUGACCUUAAUGAGGAAACCUUGGAUGCUUUAAAUAAACAGGGGCAUGAGGUUGAUGCGUUUGGAAUUGGAACUAAUGUGGUCACAUGCUAUUCUCAAGCUGCCUUAGGUUGUGUUUUCAAGCUUGUGGAAAUAAAUGAACAACCUCGCAUCAAGCUCUCGGAAGAUGUUUCAAAGGUGUCUAUUCCUUGUAAAAAACGGAGCUACAGAUUGUACGGGAAAGAAGGUUAUCCUUUGGUAGACAUAAUGACAGGAGAAAAUGAGCCACCUCCAAAGGUAGGAGAAAGAAUCUUGUGUCGUCACCCUUUUAAUGAAUCCAAAAGAGCAUAUGUGGUGCCUCAACGUGUUGAGGAGCUUCUCAAAUGUUAUUGGCCUGGGAAUUGUUCAGAUCACAAAAGAGAAGACUUGCCAUCUCUUAAGGAAAUCAGGCAGCGUUGCAUCAAUCAGCUCGAACAAAUGCGGCCUGACCACAUGAGGAGACUCAAUCCAACGCCAUACAAGGUGAGUGUAAGUGCUAAAUUGUACGACUUCAUUCAUUUCCUAUGGCUCAAUGAAGCUCCGGUAGGAGAAUUGCAGUGAAAGGGUGGCUUGAAGUGUAAAUUUGCAGUUCUAGCAAUGGUAAAAAGGAAAGUUGAUUCGCUCGUCUGAUAGGGAGAAUAUAUACAUGUCCAACGUAGCUAAGAAUAAUUGAUUGUUUUUUCGUUAAUAAUAUAGUUACUGCUCUGUCAUCUUUCUUAUGUCGUUUUUGCUGAUCUUAUGUACACUUGUAUGGGAAGUGAAUAAAUAAAUAAUGCAAAGAAUGAAAUUCA
Molecule: messenger RNA, 2134 nt
Organism: Morus notabilis
Lineage: Eukaryota; Viridiplantae; Streptophyta; Magnoliopsida; Rosales; Moraceae
Product: nicotinate phosphoribosyltransferase 1
Exons: 15
Coding region: 216-1904 (562 amino acids)
Biological process (GO): NAD+ biosynthetic process
Molecular function (GO): nicotinate phosphoribosyltransferase activity
Source: RefSeq, a predicted model, not a curated record